This is a messenger RNA of Megachile rotundata (alfalfa leafcutting bee), 7806 nucleotides long. RefSeq names its product pre-mRNA processing factor 8 (gene Prp8). NCBI's taxonomy places the organism in Eukaryota, Metazoa, Arthropoda, Insecta, Hymenoptera, Megachilidae. Gene Ontology annotation, molecular function: U2 snRNA binding; metallopeptidase activity; U5 snRNA binding. The record is from RefSeq and is a predicted model, not a curated record. Gene Ontology annotation, biological process: mRNA splicing, via spliceosome; spliceosomal tri-snRNP complex assembly. Gene Ontology annotation, cellular component: U5 snRNP; catalytic step 2 spliceosome.
UAAAAUUCUAGAGGGAAUAGAAACGUCGAAGUAUUUUCUCGAUUGAACGUGUGAAUGUAAAGUAAAACGUUUUCAAUUUGCUCUGCAGGUGUUGCGGAGCAAAUAUCGUAGUUAAUAUCAUUUAGCGUGACUUAAAACAAUCAUAACGUCAUUGUUUUAUCUAUUUGUAGGUAUACAAAUAUAAUAAGUUCCAGUGUAUUACUAUUAACGCGUUCCUAUAACGGUUAUGUUUGCUUUCAUGUAAAGUCGAUAAAUUUGACUGAAAAAUGUCGAUUCCACCAUAUUUAUUGGGCCCAAACCCAUGGGCCACCAUGAUGGCCCAACAGCAGGCCCAUGCACAAUUAGCAGCGGCUCAGGCUCAUGCUCAAGCAGCUGUACACGCACAAGCUGCGCAUCAUGCUCACAUGCAAGCAAUAGCAGGACCACCGCUUCCACAAAUGCCGAAACAACCAGAAGUUUUAUCGGAAGACAAGUUACAAGAGAAAGCACAAAAGUGGCAACAACUUCAGUCAAAGAGAUUCGCGGAAAAGAGAAAAUUUGGAUUUGUGGAUGCACAGAAAGAAGAUAUGCCACCAGAACAUAUUAGAAAAAUUAUUAGAGAUCAUGGAGACAUGAGUAGCCGGAAAUAUAGACAUGAUAAACGUGUUUAUUUAGGAGCACUAAAAUAUAUGCCUCAUGCAGUUAUGAAGCUUUUAGAAAAUAUGCCCAUGCCCUGGGAGCAAAUUCGAGAUGUAAAGGUUCUGUAUCAUAUCACAGGUGCAAUCACGUUUGUAAAUGAAAUCCCAUGGGUUAUAGAACCUGUAUAUAUUGCUCAAUGGGGUACAAUGUGGAUUAUGAUGCGACGAGAAAAAAGAGAUCGUAGACAUUUCAAAAGAAUGAGAUUCCCACCAUUCGAUGACGAAGAACCUCCGCUAGAUUAUGCGGAUAACGUUUUGGAUGUAGAACCUUUAGAAGCUAUUCAGAUAGAACUUGAUUCAGAAGAAGACGAAUCUGUUGCAUCGUGGUUUUACGAACACAAACCACUUGUUGGUACUAAGCACGUAAACGGAUCAACUUAUCGAAGAUGGAAUUUAACUUUACCACAAAUGGCAACAUUAUACCGCUUGGCUAAUCAAUUGUUAACGGACUUAGUAGAUCAAAACUUCUUUUACCUGUUUGACCCAAAAUCAUUUUUCACCGCAAAGGCACUAAAUAUGGCUAUACCGGGUGGUCCAAAAUUUGAACCACUUGUGAAAGAUUCAAAUGCAGCCGACGAAGAUUGGAAUGAGUUUAACGAUAUAAAUAAAAUUAUUAUUAGACAGCCUAUAAGAACGGAAUAUCGUAUCGCAUUCCCAUAUUUAUAUAAUAACAUGCCACAUUUCGUGCAUUUAUCGUGGUACCAUGCACCAAACGUUGUUUACAUAAAAACAGAAGAUCCUGAUUUGCCUGCUUUCUACUUUGAUCCGUUAAUCAAUCCUAUUUCACAUAGGAACUCGUUAAAGACCGUGGAACCACAAAUAGAAGAUGACGAAGACUUCGUGCUCCCAGAAGAAGUACAACCAUUCCUCCAAGAAACUCCUCUGUACACUGACAAUACAGCAAACGGAAUCGCUUUACUGUGGGCUCCUAGACCCUUUAAUACUCGUUCCGGUAGAACUAGAAGAGCUAUCGAUAUUCCGUUAGUGAAGUCCUGGUACAGAGAACAUUGUCCACCCGGACAACCCGUUAAAGUUCGUGUCAGUUAUCAAAAAUUGUUAAAAUAUUUCGUGCUAAACGCCUUGAAGCACAGACCUCCAAAACCACAGAAGAAACGCUACUUAUUCCGAUCGUUCAAAUCAACGAAAUUUUUCCAAACUACUACAAUAGAUUGGGUCGAAGCUGGUCUACAAGUAUGCCGACAGGGAUACAAUAUGUUGAAUUUACUUAUUCAUAGAAAAAAUUUGAACUACCUUCAUUUGGAUUAUAAUUUCAACUUGAAGCCGGUCAAAACCCUUACGACAAAGGAGAGGAAAAAAUCUAGAUUCGGAAAUGCUUUCCAUUUGUGCCGUGAGAUUCUUCGUUUAACGAAACUAAUUAUCGACUCUCACGUUCAGUAUCGUUUAAAUAACGUUGACGCGUUCCAAUUAGCUGAUGGACUGCAGUACAUUUUUGCCCACGUUGGUCAAUUAACUGGAAUGUAUCGGUACAAAUAUAAAUUGAUGAGACAAAUCAGAAUGUGCAAAGAUUUGAAACAUUUGAUCUACUAUCGUUUCAAUACGGGCCCAGUCGGGAAGGGACCUGGAUGCGGAUUUUGGGCACCCGGUUGGAGAGUAUGGCUUUUCUUCAUGAGAGGAAUUACUCCAUUACUGGAAAGAUGGUUAGGAAAUCUGUUGUCUAGGCAAUUCGAGGGUCGUCAUUCCAAAGGUGUUGCAAAGACUGUAACGAAGCAACGAGUGGAGUCACACUUCGAUCUUGAAUUGAGAGCAUCGGUAAUGCACGAUAUUGUGGAUAUGAUGCCAGAGGGAAUUAAGCAAAAUAAGGCACGAACGAUUCUUCAACAUCUUAGUGAAGCAUGGAGGUGUUGGAAAGCGAAUAUUCCUUGGAAAGUUCCUGGAUUACCAAUACCAAUCGAAAAUAUGAUCCUUCGUUACGUUAAAAUGAAGGCAGACUGGUGGACUAACACCGCUCAUUAUAACCGAGAACGUAUCAGGCGUGGAGCAACUGUGGAUAAGACUGUUUGUAAAAAGAAUCUUGGACGUCUCACUCGACUUUACCUUAAGGCCGAACAAGAACGACAACACAAUUACUUGAAGGAUGGUCCAUACAUCUCUCCGGAGGAAGCUGUAGCUAUAUAUACCACGACCGUGCAUUGGUUAGAAUCCAGAAGAUUUGCUCCUAUACCUUUCCCACCAUUAUCUUACAAACACGAUACUAAACUUUUGAUAUUAGCUUUGGAACGUUUGAAGGAAGCGUACAGCGUCAAAUCGAGGUUGAAUCAAAGUCAGCGCGAAGAACUUGGCUUGAUAGAACAAGCGUACGAUAAUCCACACGAAGCUCUCUCUAGAAUCAAGCGUCAUCUUCUGACGCAAAGAGCGUUCAAAGAGGUUGGAAUAGAAUUCAUGGAUCUGUACAGUCAUCUGAUUCCCGUUUACGACGUCGAGCCCCUCGAGAAAAUCACGGAUGCUUACUUGGAUCAGUAUCUAUGGUACGAAGCGGACAAGCGAAGAUUGUUCCCUCCUUGGGUGAAACCCUCCGAUACAGAACCACCACCACUAUUGGUGUACAAAUGGUGUCAGGGUAUUAACAAUUUACAAGACGUUUGGGACGUCAGCGAGGGAGAAUGUAACGUAUUGUUGGAAUCAAAGUUUGAGAAACUGUACGAGAAGAUCGAUCUUACGUUGUUGAACAGGCUUCUCAGAUUGAUCGUGGAUCACAACAUUGCCGAUUACAUGACUGCAAAGAACAACGUCGUCAUAAAUUACAAAGAUAUGAACCACACGAACAGUUACGGAAUAAUUCGAGGGUUACAGUUCGCCUCGUUCAUUGCGCAGUACUAUGGAUUGGUAUUGGACUUGUUGGUUCUUGGAUUGCAAAGAGCCAGCGAAAUGGCUGGUCCUCCGCAGAUGCCGAACGAUUUCUUGACCUUCCAGGACGUGGCUUCAGAAACGGCACAUCCGAUCAGAUUAUAUUGUAGAUACGUGGACAGGAUACAUUUAUUCUUGAGAUUUUCCGCCGACGAAGCGAGAGAUCUCAUUCAGAGGUACUUGACCGAGCAUCCAGAUCCCAACAACGAAAAUAUUGUUGGUUAUAAUAAUAAGAAGUGUUGGCCCCGGGAUGCACGAAUGCGACUCAUGAAGCACGACGUUAAUUUGGGUCGCGCCGUGUUCUGGGACAUCAAGAAUCGUUUACCUCGUUCCACUACCACGAUACAAUGGGAGAACAGUUUCGUUAGCGUGUACAGCAAAGACAAUCCAAAUCUGCUAUUCAACAUGAGUGGAUUCGAGUGCAGAAUUCUACCAAAAUGCAGAACCACUCAUGAAGAGUUCACACACAGAGACGGUGUGUGGAACUUACAAAACGAAAUCACGAAGGAGAGAACUGCUCAAUGCUUUUUGAGGGUGGACGACGAGAGUCUGCAACGAUUCCACAACAGAGUCAGACAAAUUCUGAUGGCAUCUGGUUCCACCACGUUCACAAAGAUCGUCAACAAAUGGAACACAGCAUUGAUAGGUCUGAUGACUUACUUCCGUGAAGCUGUAGUUAAUACACAAGAGCUGUUAGAUCUGCUGGUGAAGUGCGAGAAUAAAAUCCAGACGCGUAUCAAGAUCGGACUUAACUCCAAGAUGCCUUCGCGUUUUCCUCCGGUCGUGUUUUACACACCGAAGGAGUUGGGUGGACUCGGUAUGCUUUCCAUGGGACACGUACUGAUACCCCAGUCCGACUUACGGUGGUCGAAACAAACCGACGUUGGUAUCACUCAUUUCCGUUCGGGUAUGAGUCACGACGAGGAUCAACUGAUUCCCAAUUUGUAUCGGUACAUUCAACCCUGGGAGUCGGAGUUCAUAGACUCGCAGCGAGUAUGGGCGGAGUACGCGUUGAAGCGUCAAGAAGCCAACGCGCAAAAUCGCAGACUUACCUUGGAAGAUUUGGAGGAUAGUUGGGAUCGUGGUAUUCCUAGGAUAAAUACAUUGUUCCAGAAGGACAGACACACUCUUGCGUACGACAAGGGUUGGAGGAUACGUACUGAGUUUAAACAGUAUCAGGUCUUGAAGCAGAAUCCAUUCUGGUGGACACAUCAACGACACGACGGUAAACUAUGGAACCUGAACAAUUACAGAACCGAUAUGAUUCAGGCUCUUGGAGGUGUCGAGGGUAUUUUGGAGCACACGCUGUUCAAAGGAACGUACUUCCCAACUUGGGAAGGUCUUUUCUGGGAAAAGGCAUCUGGAUUCGAAGAAUCUAUGAAAUACAAGAAAUUAACGAACGCCCAGAGAUCAGGUUUGAACCAAAUUCCAAACCGUCGAUUUACUUUAUGGUGGUCACCGACUAUCAACAGGGCAAACGUAUACGUCGGUUUCCAGGUACAAUUGGAUCUGACUGGAAUAUUCAUGCACGGUAAAAUUCCAACUCUAAAGAUUUCUCUGAUUCAAAUAUUCAGAGCCCAUUUAUGGCAAAAGGUGCACGAGUCGAUUGUUAUGGACCUUUGUCAGGUAUUCGAUCAGGAAUUGGAUGCACUAGAAAUCGAAACUGUUCAGAAGGAAACUAUACAUCCUAGAAAAUCAUACAAAAUGAAUUCUUCUUGUGCCGACAUUUUACUAUUCUCUGCUUAUAAAUGGAACGUCUCUAGGCCAUCUUUGCUCGCGGAUUCAAAAGAUCUUAUGGAUAACACUACCACACAGAAAUAUUGGAUAGACGUACAACUUAGGUGGGGAGACUACGAUUCACAUGACAUUGAAAGAUACGCUAGAGCGAAAUUUUUAGAUUAUACGACGGACAAUAUGUCCAUUUAUCCAUCACCGACAGGAUUACUUAUCGCUAUUGAUUUGGCAUAUAAUUUACAUAGUGCGUAUGGCAACUGGUUCCCAGGAUGUAAGCCUCUCAUACAGCAGGCGAUGGCAAAAAUAAUGAAAGCUAACCCUGCUUUGUAUGUACUGCGAGAACGUAUCAGGAAAGCGCUGCAACUUUACUCUUCAGAACCCACGGAACCGUACUUGUCCUCGCAAAAUUACGGAGAACUCUUCUCUAAUCAAAUUAUUUGGUUCGUCGACGAUACCAACGUCUAUCGUGUUACAAUUCACAAAACGUUCGAGGGUAAUUUAACCACGAAGCCUAUAAACGGUGCGAUUUUCAUCUUCAACCCUCGUACCGGUCAGCUGUUCUUGAAGAUCAUUCACACGUCUGUUUGGGCUGGUCAAAAGCGUUUAGGUCAAUUGGCAAAGUGGAAAACUGCUGAGGAAGUAGCCGCACUUAUUCGUUCGUUACCGGUGGAAGAACAACCGAAGCAAAUCAUUGUAACCAGAAAGGGAAUGUUGGAUCCUUUGGAAGUGCACUUGCUCGACUUCCCUAAUAUUGUGAUCAAAGGGUCGGAGCUGCAGUUACCGUUCCAGGCUUGCUUGAAGGUCGAGAAGUUUGGUGACUUAAUCUUGAAAGCUACGGAACCGCAGAUGGUGUUGUUCAAUUUAUACGAUGACUGGUUGAAAACCAUCUCAUCAUACACGGCAUUUUCGCGUUUAAUUUUAAUUCUCCGUGCAUUGCACGUUAAUACCGAAAGAACAAAGGUUGUACUGAAACCUGAUAAGACAACCAUCACGGAACCCCAUCACAUAUGGCCCUCUUUAACAGACGACGAGUGGAUCAAGGUUGAAGUACAAUUGAAAGAUUUAAUAUUGGCUGAUUAUGGUAAAAAGAAUAAUGUGAACGUCGCAUCGUUGACUCAGUCAGAAAUUCGAGAUAUCAUUUUGGGUAUGGAAAUCAGUGCACCGUCCGCGCAACGUCAGCAGAUCGCCGAGAUAGAAAAGCAGACAAAAGAACAGUCGCAGCUUACGGCGACGACUACGAGAACCGUGAACAAACACGGAGACGAAAUCAUUACUGCGACAACCUCCAACUACGAAACGCAAACGUUCAGUUCGAAAACCGAGUGGCGCGUAAGAGCGAUUUCUGCUACGAAUUUACAUCUCAGAACGAACCACAUUUACGUAUCGUCGGACGACAUCAAAGAAACUGGUUACACUUAUAUUUUACCGAAAAAUGUACUCAAGAAAUUUGUUACUAUAUCGGAUUUACGAGCGCAGAUUGCAGGGUAUUUGUAUGGUAUUAGUCCACCGGAUAAUCCACAAGUUAAAGAAAUUAGGUGUAUAGUUAUGGCUCCUCAGUGGGGAACUCAUCAAACGGUUCACUUACCCAACACGCUUCCAAAUCACCAGUACCUGAAGGAAAUGGAACCCCUGGGUUGGAUACACACUCAGCCGAACGAAUUACCACAGUUAUCGCCACAGGAUAUAUCCACCCACGCCAGAAUAAUGGCGGAAAAUCCAAUCUGGGACGGAGAAAAGACUAUCGUUAUAACUUGCAGUUUUACUCCGGGAUCUUGUUCCCUUACGGCAUACAAAUUAACGCCUAGUGGUUUCGAAUGGGGAAAACAAAAUACUGACAAAGGAAACAAUCCCAAAGGUUAUUUGCCUAGCCAUUACGAAAAAGUACAAAUGCUCUUGUCCGAUCGUUUCCUCGGAUUCUUCAUGGUUCCCAGUCAAGGAUCCUGGAAUUACAACUUCAUGGGAGUAAGACACGAUCCCAACAUGAAAUACGAGCUUCAGUUGGCGAAUCCGAAAGAAUUUUAUCACGAGAUUCACAGGCCAGCUCACUUCUUGAACUUCUCGAGUUUGGAGGAUGGAGAAGGAGUAGGGGCCGAUCGGGAAGAUGUAUUUGCUUAAAGAAGAAAAAAAGCUUUAAGAGAGACAUUGUGUUUACAGGGAUGAACAGUCUUUUCCUUCUUUUUCCCUUGAAGUGUACUAGUAGAAUACAAGUUUUUUAUCGAAUAAUCUACACAUAGGCGUUGCGUUACUUUUACGACCGCGGGUCUUCAAAUACAUAACUUUUGAUUGAUAGAUGAAUUACAUGCAUAUAAUAGUAUUACGUUGAACAUUGAUUAUUUUGUACUAUAUUUUAAUAUCUCUUUAUAAUAAAAUACAUGUAUUGUAUGUGUGCGUGUACGCGUGCGUGUGUAUGUGUCUGUGUGCGUGCGUGGGCACUUGCGUAUGCAAAUUAAAUACAUAAGAAAAAUGUACAAAAUUUUCAAAUACUUGACAUCGUAAAAAUAGCGAAUAACAUAGAUCUUAAGAUACACGA